GUGGAGGCCCAGCAGCAGAAGGGUCAUGUUUGCCGAGUUUUGCAGCAGAUGAAGUUGCAUUAUAUCUCGAUUUUAUCCGCAGUUUCAAUCAUACCGACAUAAUUAUAGAUAUGUGUUGAAUGAAUUCAGAUCACGUCCACCAGAAUGGGGAUCCAGGAAUUGAUGGCCUCACUAGGGGAGAACCCCUACUUCAGUGCCGGCUUUGGUCUCUUUGGCGUGGGGGCAGGAGCGGCAGUGUUGAGGAAGGGAUACAUGGUUGGCCUGAUACUGUUUCGCCGCCACUACAUGACAACACUGGAAGUUCCUUGCCGAGACAAGUCCUACAGUUGGUUGCUCCAGUGGAUUACGCACAAGGGAGCUCGCAAUACUCAGCACCUCAGUGUAGAGACGAAGUUCCAGCAAAUAGAAACUGGGAAAAUAACGACUCGUCAUGACUUUAUUCCUAGUGUUGGGGAACAUUUCUUCUGGUACAGAAGGACUUGGAUACGUGUUGAGAGGAUAAGGUCCGACCAAACCAUAGAUCUUCACAUGGGUGUCCCUUUCGAAUCCGUUAAGCUUACAGCCUUUGGCAAAAACAGAUCUCUGUUUGUUGAUAUUUUAGAAGAGGCACGUGAUAUGGCAAUAAAGCAGAAUGAGGGGAAGACUAUCAUGUACACAGCCUAUGGUGCAGAAUGGCGACAGUUUGGCAACCCAAGAAAACCACGACCAAUCAGCUCAGUUGUCCUCGAUCGUGGAUUAUCUGACAAGAUCGUCAAAGAUGUAAAAGACUUCAUGGAAAACCCUGAGUGGUAUUCCAGUAGAGGAAUUCCAUACCGUCGUGGCUAUCUCCUACAUGGGCCUCCAGGCUGCGGCAAAAGCUCAUUCAUUACGGCAUUAGCAGGGGAACUGCAGCUUGGCAUUUGUGUCCUUAACCUGAGUGAAAGAGGUCUCACAGACGACCGCCUGAACCACCUGCUGGCUCUUGCUCCUGAGAAUACCAUAAUUUUGUUGGAAGAUGUUGAUUCAGCUUUUGUCAGCAGGGAAGACACAGCAGAGAUGAAAGCUGCAUAUGCAGGCCUCAAUAGGUUAACUUUUAGUGGGCUUUUGAACUGCCUUGAUGGGGUUGCCUCAACGGAAGCCAGAAUUGUAUUUAUGACUACAAACUAUCCUGAGAGAUUGGAUCCAGCUUUAAUCAGACCUGGCCGUGUUGAUAUGAAAGAAUACAUUGGCUACUGCACACCAUAUCAGCUGGAGACCAUGUUCAGCCGAUUUUAUCCAGAGGAACCACCCCUUUCCGUUCAUGCUUUUUCCCAGGUAUGUAUGGGUGGGAUUCAGUGUGACAGUGGUUGA
Messenger RNA from Penaeus indicus, 1329 nucleotides. It is a transcript of the gene Bcs1, whose product is annotated as mitochondrial chaperone BCS1-like. Gene Ontology annotation, cellular component: mitochondrial inner membrane. Gene Ontology annotation, biological process: protein insertion into mitochondrial inner membrane from matrix; mitochondrial respiratory chain complex III assembly. Lineage: Eukaryota; Metazoa; Arthropoda; Malacostraca; Decapoda; Penaeidae. Bases 145 to 1329 code for a protein of 394 amino acids. The transcript is spliced from 9 exons. The record is from RefSeq and is a predicted model, not a curated record. Gene Ontology annotation, molecular function: ATP hydrolysis activity; ATP binding.